Serendipita indica DSM 11827 is the source of this 3825-nucleotide messenger RNA. NCBI's taxonomy places the organism in Eukaryota, Fungi, Basidiomycota, Agaricomycetes, Sebacinales, Serendipitaceae. The record is from the annotation of a GenBank genome assembly.
AUGCUAGGUCGCAAACAACAAGUCGUAGAAGAGAAUUGGGAUGACGACUUUGAAUUUGGCAAUUCACCCCGCAACUCGCCCGUUCCGACAACGGCCCCUAUCCAUCAUCUCGUCCACAAAACACGCUCCCAAAACUAUCAUGCAAGAUCUAACACGGACCUCCAUUCGCAAUCAUCCCGAGAAGGCGGCUUUAGAACGGCCAGCCGCACCAAUCUCCAACGGGCGGCCCUGUCCUCGACAAGGAUUGCCCACCCACCACCCAGCUCGGCGCAUUUAGCCGUCAUCUCCAAAGAUAGGAAAGCAAGAUGGAGUGGGAAUAGCGAAGAAGAUUGGGAUUUGGAGGAAGCGGAUACUACGAUGAAAGCCCCUCCCCAAUUGCCUCAAACGUCUGCUGCUCCUCAUGCUUCCUCGCAUGCGCAAUCACAUUCGUCCCAUAACCGUGCGUCGACGGACCAAGAGAGUCAAAUCGUCCAUUUCAACAGUCGCCGCUCUCCUUCACCUUCUGGAAAUGCAUCACCCACCAUGUCUGCAUUCUCUAUCCCACUUUCCGCCACCUCUUCCAUCCGACACCACGCUGCUCCGUCCAUUGGCGGUUCUUCGACAAACUUCCUCUUACACAACGGACGUCGAAGUGUUAUGGAGAUUGAAAAGAGCCGACACGACCGCGAACGGAGGCGUCUCAGGAAAAAGUCUCGUCCGUCGGGUGGUGCGACACAAAUGGAAGACGGCUUUGACUCGUCGGAUAUCCCAGCUUCCAGUGGCCAAAAGCUCGUGAUACCACGUCGAUACGCUGUAGGAGGUGGACGGGACGCUCAUAGUUCGUCUGAAUCAGACGACUCUGGCGGCGAGCUAUCCGAGCUCGAAGAGGAAGCGUCUGGGCCCGGUCCCGCCACCUUGAACAAAGCCGUUGCUGCUGCUGCUGCAAACACGAGCUCGGCUGGUACUACCCAGACUCCAUCUCGCGCUCCAGUCCAGCUCAAGCCGACGUCGUCGAGGCCCACUUUGGCUUCGGUCCUCUCGCCUCGCGGGUCGACUGCACCUUCAACAUCUGGCACGAGGACACCUGCUGCGCCACCUUCAGGUUCCGGUGCACAAAGUGGUCCGUCCAAGUUGAUUCGCAAAUCGUCGAAUCUUUCCAAGACGGCUUCGCCUGUCAUUGGCACUCAGCAGCUCAAGCCCAAAUCGUCGAUCCCACUUUCGUCUACGUCUAAUGUCCCUCAAAUGCAAAUCUCACCUGCGAGAAGUGCGACGAGUGGCCCAAGUCUUCCACCCACUUCGCCACCUCGUUCUGUCCUCGAACUGAGGGCGGCUGCCCAGCCACGACAUGAUGGAUCAGAGGAUGGACAUGUAAAUGAUUGUGGAUCGUCGAUUGCUGGGUCCUCACACAAGGCUCGUACGCCGAUUCUCGCUCGUCUCAGUGGUCUCAAGCGAUGGAGUAAGAGUCCAUCUCUCGGGGCGUCGUCCAAGCUUCCUAGUCUGGGGAGUACCACUGCUUUCCCUACGUCGCCGUCGACGACGGAUGUCACCUCUACCCCUGGCUUAAAGUCGUCGAGUGGGUCCAUUCGCGCAAAAACGCUUGGACUCGUCCGACGCGCCUCGCAAACGUUCCGUAACAACGAUGAACCGACUCCAUCUACUUCGACCUCGAACGCUGCUGCAUCACCUUCUGGAAAUGACGAGGGCCGUCGUGGGAUGAAUCCCUUUCGGCGUGUUUCGCUUACGGGGAUGAAAAGACUCGUGACGGAUCAUCAUCAUCACCCACCAUCCCGUCUCAGCACGGAGCAAACGCGGGAUGGUGAUGACGAGGCGGAGCAGCCUCCUCAGACGCUCCUCGAGCUCGCGGCUGCUAAACGCGCUGCGGCGGCCAAAGCUGAAGCGCAAAAGCAAGAAGAGCGACAAAAGGAAAAGGAGCGAAAGCGAGAGGAAAAAGAGAAAGAAAAGGCGGAACAUGGCGGCAAGACGACGUCGCAUCUUCGCAACUCGCUCAACUUUGCCAGUCGGCUUCGGUCAAAGUCGGGUGGGAAUGAUGGCAAGACAGAGGUGGCGUCUAAUGUGCACAAGGAUGCGGGUGCGAAUAUUGGUGUCGCACGUGCUCCGCAUACGCUUGGACGGACUGCGGCGUUGGCAAAGGCGCCCAAGCCUCCUGUCAAGUCGUUGAUGUCUGGAGUGGCCUCGUCGAGUGAUGAUACGUCGUCUCUUUCUGCAUCCCCCGCGUCCAGUCGUCCUCGUCAGCAGCUACCGCCAGUCCCUACGGAUUCCAAGCCACGCUCGUCUGCGACUCCAUCCAAGUCCGCUGCAGACUCGAUCUCUCGUGGAACGUCUCGACGACGUGAAGAGGGGAGUACGCGACAUACUCGCGAAGGCACCGCGCGUCCGCCUUUGUCUACGACGAGCGCGUCCAAGUCGAGUUCAUCUGGCGCGCAGCUCGAUAGCACCCCCCGUGCGUUUAACAGCGUCAAGGCUCUCCCACCCACUGCGGACGCUCGUGCGGCCAUUCCAGUUGAAUAUCGCAUGACGAAUACCGCCGAUGAUCGAGCGUCGUUGACGCCCACGACUGCUGCUACGAUGGGUCGUGCCAUGGGUGCUACUGUUCAGGAGAAAAAGGAGCCCGGAGGAGUAGCGUCGGCGAGGCGCAGCGGCAUGCGCACGCAAGGCGCGUUGAAGCGUGAGCUCGAGGCUGUCAAAGAGUUUGCGAGCAGCGUCGAAGAGCUCAAGCGGUUCCAGUCGACGUAUCAUGACAUCCUCAAUAGUCUGCCUGCGUCUCGUCGCAAUACUUCUUCGCGCUCGGCGGCGAGACAACUCGCUGCGGUCGAGAAUGUGAGCUCGCAGUAUGCGCUUUGGUGGGAGUGUGCAGAGCUCCUUGUCGAACUUGGUGGUGCUGCACCUCCUACGGUUGCUGGGACACCAAUUCACGAGGAUAUUCCUGCGAGUACGAGCGCCUACAGUACCUCUGCGCUCCUUUUCAGCACCUCUAGUCAUGGCGACCUCAGCCACCGACAGCUCAAUCUUCUUCGCCAGAUGCUCUCGACACCCAAUCCACGUUCCUUUAACGAAGCCGUCGCCUCUAUUAACCCCAGCACGUCGCAAGCGACACUCUCCUCGCAGCAGAGCAGUCGAAGUACUGCCGAAGACUCGACGAGGCCCCGACGACCGGGUCACUAUCGCGAAUUGAGUGGAUCUGGCUCUGACCACGUCAUGUCCGACCAGGCGUCGACGACGGGUAACAAGAGCAGUAUCGACUCGCGCGACAGCCAUGACCCGGCGUCAAUGAGAGGUGGCAACUAUCCUUAUUAUCACGGUACCUGGAAGCACAGUGUGCGCUCUGGAACACCGGCUGGAACUUCGUCGACGACGGGUAGUCGACCAAGCCUCGCUGGCAUGUUUGCUAAUAGUCGCGAUAUUACGCCCACCAAUGCCCCCAAGUCAAAGGACAGCUCUGCAUACGAAAGCAGCUCGUCUGCUGCUGGACAGACUGGCGGAGACGGCAGCGGUUCGGAUUGGGAUGCCGAGUCGGACGGGGAUAAAAACACGUCUGCGUCUCGACAUCUCCCGUCUCUCCCUUCUCCUUCGACGACGACUUCUUCUCUCGACUCUCUUCCCAUGCGUCUUGCACUCACACCGGAGAAUAUCGCGCCCUUGCUCGCUUAUGCGAAAGAAGUCAAGGCGCGGCUUUCCGAGUGUCUGCAAGAGCUGGGCCAAAUCAAGAACGAUACCAAUAAUACCAUUCCGAUGAACGUCCAUGCUGUGCCUGUCGCUCAACCACUCGCCAGCGAAGGACGACGACGAGAGCAGGGAUCCGGCACCUCGACGAUUCGUCGUGCGUGA